Messenger RNA from Glarea lozoyensis ATCC 20868, 1668 nucleotides. RefSeq names its product NagB/RpiA/CoA transferase-like protein. The transcript has 7 exons. The record is from RefSeq and is a predicted model, not a curated record. Gene Ontology annotation, biological process: ketone body catabolic process. Bases 1 to 1668 code for a protein of 555 amino acids. Gene Ontology annotation, molecular function: succinyl-CoA:3-oxo-acid CoA-transferase activity. NCBI's taxonomy places the organism in Eukaryota, Fungi, Ascomycota, Leotiomycetes, Helotiales, Helotiaceae.
AUGGCUUCAAGGAGAAUCAGUCCCAUUUGCUUGUCGCGGUGCAACCAGACCGUCCUUCGUCAAUCAACUCGCUCAAGAUCAAUAUUCCCCUCCCCGUGUAAUAACACGAGUCGACAGCUUAGCACAACAUCAUUAUUGCGAGAAGAGAAGGCAAAUGUAGGGAAGAAGCGUGAUCCAGCUCCAAAGAUUGUCAGAGGGCAGUCGAAAUUGUAUAGAGAUGCAGAUGAAGCUGUCGCCGAUAUAAAGAGUGGCUCGACGAUAUUGAGUGCUGGAUUUGGGUUAUGCGGGACAGCAGAAACUAUUAUUGCUGCAAUUGAGCGUAGAGGCAAAGAAUCUUUACACUCUCUGACCGCCGUCUCGAACAAUGCUGGAGCGGGAGGUGGUGGGGGACUUUCGCCUCUGGUCAUGAGCGGGCAGAUUAAUCGACUGAUUCUAUCAUUUAUUGGCACAAACAAGACGUUAGAGAAGAAAUAUUUGUCAGGAGAAAUUGCAAUUGAGCUUUGUCCGCAAGGAACAAUCGCAGAAAGAAUACGAGCUGGAGGAGCGGGUAUUCCAGCAUUCUUUACCCCAACGGGAAUCAACACACUCCUGCAAUCAGGCGACAUUCCGGUAAGGCUAGGAGCUGUUGACGAAGCUACCGGCAAGGCGACGAUUCUCGAAAAAGGCACACCACGAGAAACACGAAUAUUCGACGGCAAAGUCUAUGGAAUGGAACGUGCGAUCAAGGCGGAUGUUGCGAUCAUUCGAGCACAUAAAGUUGAUGAAGAAGGAAAUGUUCAAUUCAGAUAUACUACCAAAGCAUUUGGCCAGGUCAUGGGGAAAGCUGCCAAACUUACGAUUGUUGAGGCAGAACAAAUCGUUCCAGUUGGAGAGAUCCAUCCAGAUCAAGUUCAUCUCCCUGGAAUCUACGUCAACCGAAUUGUGCCUGCCAAGGCCGAGAAAGUGAUUGAGAUUCGGAAACUGCGUGAGACAGCUGGGAAAGAGGGUGUGGAAAAGUCAAGCGGCCAGUUGAGAAGAGAGAGGAUUGCAAAGAGAACUGCAAAGGAGCUUAAAAAUGGAUAUUAUGUAAACCUCGGAGUUGGCAUUCCAACAUUGGCACCGUCAUUCUUACCAGCAGACUCCAAGGUGUGGAUUCAAUCCGAGAAUGGACUUCUUGGGAUGGGAGCUUAUCCUACAGAGGAUGAAAUUGACGCUGAUAUAAUCAACGCCGGGAAAGAGACAGUGACUAUCGUUCCAGGAGGCUCAACUUUCGAUAGCGCCGAAUCAUUCGCUAUGAUUCGUGGUGGACAUAUCGAUGUUUCUGUUCUUGGUGCACUAGAAGUCAGCGCGAACGGUGAUCUCGCCAACUUCAUGAUACCUGGAAAGGUGUUCAAAGGAAUGGGUGGUGCAAUGGAUCUAGUCGGUAAUCCAGAUCAGACGAAGAUCGUGGUAGCUACCGAUCAUGUUGCGAAGGAUGGAAGUCCUAAGAUUGUGGAGAUGUGUGCAUUACCAUUGACUGGUGCAAGAUGUGUUUCUACAAUCAUCACAGAUUUGUGUGUAUUUGAAGUCGAUAGAGCCAAGGGAGGGCUCACUUUGACAGAGUUGGCGGAGGGUGUUGAGGUUGAUGAAAUUAAGAAGAAGACAGGAGCCAAAUUUGCUGUUUCAGAUAACAUCAAGUCGAUGGAAUGA